This is a messenger RNA of Hevea brasiliensis (rubber tree), 940 nucleotides long. RefSeq lists its product as uncharacterized. The record is from RefSeq and is a predicted model, not a curated record. Lineage: Eukaryota; Viridiplantae; Streptophyta; Magnoliopsida; Malpighiales; Euphorbiaceae. The transcript has 2 exons. Bases 296 to 940 code for a protein of 214 amino acids.
CUCCAGACCAGGCGCCGCACCAUUCUGCUCCUCCUCCGCGCUCACUGCUUUUUGGUCUGGUCAUUAAUUCUCAUUGUCUCCUCUCUUCGGUUGGUCUUCAAGCUCCUCUUCCAAGAUCAGUCCUCAUCACGACAUCAGCGGUGUUUAUCAACCUGCAGUGGCAGUGUGGCUCAAUCAAACAAUUACUUAGUCCUUUCCACUCUUCUCUCUCGAAUCGUUAUUCUAACUGCCGCCGGCUUGGAGAGGGUCUUUCGCUCUCCUUCUCCUUCUCCUUCUCCUUCCUCAAUCCACGGUGAUGACUACUCAAAGGAAGAAUAUAUGUGUAAAUGAGUCGUACGAUUGUAAUCUUGAAGAAUGGUUGAUUAAACACAACACUGAUGCUAGGUGGUCAAGUAAGCACCACACAUGGAAUUUGGAUUCUGCUAAAGCAUCUAUUAAUUGGAACUUAGAAUGGCCCACAUUAGAUACGGUGCAAUUGGUGCAGGGCAUGAUAACAGCUGUCAUAGAAUUUCGUGAUAAGAAUGGAAUUCACGGUUAUCUUCAUAAUCAUAAGAACUUUUUGUUGAAAUUUGGAAUGAAGUGCUAUUUUGGUGCACAUGUGAGAGACAUCAUUAAAGUUUUUAUUGUGCAUGAUGAUAAGUCAGAGAAAAAGAAUAGUGAUUUCAAAGAGAAAUCAAAAAAUGCUGAUGUGACUGAGUUGGCUAGCAUGAUUUGUUAUACCAUACUUGGUAAAGAGAUUCAAGAGUUACCUUCUGAUUGGAUUAACCUAAUUGACAGCGUUAAUAUAUUAUACAUGACUAGUAGAUAUAAAACUGUUAUUCCAGUGGAAUUCGUGAAGAAUCAUCCAACAUUGUGGCCAUGGCGAAGGAGAUUCAUGUUUUAUGAGGAAUGUUGGGUUCAAGCUACACAUUGGACGACUGUCACGCACAUAUCUAAAUGA